AUCUCUGUUCGCCACCAAUUCAUGCAUUACCGGAAUGGACCACCUCCACGGAGAUCUCGCAGUAAGGAUAAGAGCCCGAUCAGCGGUCAUAACUACUGCAAGGGUAUCGUUCUCAAAACCGUAAUAAGGCAUCCGAAGAAGCCGAACUCUGGAAAUCGGAAAUGUGCCAUCGUUCGGCUCACAACUGGUGCUGAAGUGUGUGCUUAUAUUCCUGGUGUCGGCCACAACCUUCAAGAACAUUCUCAGGUAAUGGUACGAGGUGGUCGAAGACGUGACCUCAUAUCUGUGAAGGCGAACAUUAUAAGAGGAAAGCUUGAUUGUGCACCAGCAGGAGGGAAAAAGUAG
Molecule: messenger RNA, 345 nt
Organism: Haemonchus placei
Lineage: Eukaryota; Metazoa; Nematoda; Chromadorea; Rhabditida; Trichostrongylidae
Source: the annotation of a GenBank genome assembly